This is a messenger RNA of Mastomys coucha (southern multimammate mouse), 2346 nucleotides long. It is a transcript of the gene Plscr1, whose product is annotated as phospholipid scramblase 1. Gene Ontology annotation, cellular component: plasma membrane. The coding region runs from base 966 to 1949 and encodes 327 amino acids. The record is from RefSeq and is a predicted model, not a curated record. The transcript is spliced from 9 exons. Gene Ontology annotation, biological process: phosphatidylserine exposure on apoptotic cell surface. Gene Ontology annotation, molecular function: phospholipid scramblase activity. NCBI's taxonomy places the organism in Eukaryota, Metazoa, Chordata, Mammalia, Rodentia, Muridae.
UGAAGCAGUGUAGAAGCUGGGCUCACUUGUAGCUCUGUGGUACCGCUCUUUUCAAACCCGCAGAGCCCAAGUUGGAUUCCCAUUACUGGAAAAGGGAAGGGAAAAUAAGAAAACCCAUUCAAAGAGCCUGCUGGCUCUUUAACCCAGAUGUUCUUUAGGAUUGUGGCUAGAACCCAAACUAUACAUAGCAUUCUAGAAUACAAAAGUAGGGAACGUAAGGGGAUAAAGGUCAGAGUAGGAAGACCACUACGUGCAGAUUCAGUCUUCUGUUACAUUCCUUGGACUCUGACGGGGUGUCUUCAUGAAUAUUCAUCUCUUUCCUGAAAUUGUUAACAGUGAAAGACUUAAAGAUUUGAGCCACUUUUAAAAAUCCCAUCCCUUGGGAGGAAGAUGAGUUAUGAGGAAGAUACUUAUGAGUUCGAGGCUAGCCUUGUCUGUAGAGCAAGUUCCGGGACAGCCAGAGCUACACAAGAAAAACCCUGACUGGAGAAAAACAAAACAAACAAACAAACAAAAAAGGAAAAACAACAGAAAGAGUUCUCACCUUUGAAUCAGUUAAUAUAAGCUGGAUAAAGGACCAAGUGGGGACGUGGAAACUAGCUUUUAUUAUACGAAAUACUUGACACAGCCCCCAUGCCUACAACUCUCCUUCUGGUGCCUGUGUACCUUGGUUCCUGUAACCUUAUUCCUGGAAGUUGGGUAUGGCUACCUCCCCGUUCCAAGACAAACAAUUACACUUUCUUCCGGCUUAGCCGUUGGAGCUAAAUACUGGGUACCAGUGAAGCUGGGGCAUUUCCUUCUUGACUUUUCCUAACAGUAUUACAACAAUUGUGCCGCUUUGAAUAAUGAACAAACAUAAAAAAAAAAUAGACUGUUGGCUUCCGGAUAGAGCAACAUGACCUCUCCCUCCUUAGCUGUGUAACUCAGAGAUUGUUCAUUCUUCCUGAAUGAGGACGGUUUAAAUCAUGGAAAAGCACGGCAAGCAAACUGAAGCUCCCCACCCAGGACCAUAUAUGCCAGCUGGGUAUGCCCCUCAGUAUCCACCAGCAGCUUCCCAAGGACCUCCAGAACAUGCUCCUUACCCCGUACCCCAGGCUGGCUACCAAGGACCCCAGGCUCCCUAUCCAGGGCUCCAACCUGGCUACCCAGUCCCACCAGGAAGUUAUGCAGGUGGUGGCCCAAGUGGUUUUCCUGUCCAAAAUCAGCCAGCAUAUAAUCAUCCCGGUGCGCCUGGAGGGACUCCAUGGAUGCCAGCCCCACCUCCUCCCCUGAACUGUCCACCUGGGCUGGAAUACUUAACUCAGAUUGAUCAGAUACUGGUUCAUCAGCAAAUUGAACUUCUGGAAGUCCUAACUGGCUUUGAAACAAAUAACAAAUACGAAAUCAAGAACAGUCUCGGGCAGAGAGUUUACUUCGCAGUGGAGGAUACUGACUGCUGCACUCGAAACUGCUGUGGAGCGUCUAGACCCUUUACCUUGAGGAUCCUGGAUAAUCUGGGCCGAGAAGUCAUGACUCUGGAGAGACCCCUGAGAUGCAGUAGCUGCUGCUUCCCCUGCUGCCUGCAGGAGAUAGAAAUCCAGGCUCCUCCUGGGGUGCCCGUAGGUUAUGUGACUCAGACCUGGCACCCAUGUCUGCCAAAGUUCACUCUCCAAAAUGAGAAGAGGGAGGAUGUUCUAAAGGUGGUUGGUCCCUGUGUGGUGUGUAGCUGCUGUUCAGACAUUGACUUUGAGCUCAAGUCUCUAGAUGAAGAAUCGGUAGUUGGCAAAAUUUCCAAGCAGUGGUCUGGUUUUGUGAGAGAGGCCUUCACUGAUGCAGACAACUUCGGGAUCCAGUUCCCGCUAGACCUUGAUGUGAAGAUGAAAGCUGUGAUGCUCGGGGCUUGUUUCCUCAUAGAUUUUAUGUUUUUUGAAAGAACUGGAAAUGAGGAACAAAGAUCAGGAGUAUGGUAGUAGUUUCCUGAGAUUCCUCAAGAGGUGUAAGGACUUCAUGAUGAUGGCUGCUGAAUGGAAAUGGAGGAAUCGGAAGGAACAAGCAUAUGGCGGCUUCUUUCCUCUACUGAAAUAACUUUAUAUCAAUUAACCUGUGAUGGCUGUAGGCCCUGUUGUACGACUGUGCUCUCCAAUUAGAGUUUAUUUUCUAUAAUUCUGUCAUGCAUUUGUUUUUAUACAUUCUUAAGGUUUUCACUGUGAAUUUGUGAAAAAAUUAUAUGAAUUUAUACACAUAGAAAUGAUCUCUAUGAAAGAAUACUUUGACUUUGUCUUUCAUUUCCCAUUUUUGUGGAAACCUAAACAUUAUUGUAAUUUAAUAUAAAACUACAUAUUAAAUGUAAUUAUGAUUUACACAAAA